CCUUCCUCAUGCCGGGAGUCGGGCUCGCCGGGGCGAAGCUCCGUGCGGGAGAAGGGGAGGAAGCUACCGCGGUUCUUCAGGAGCCGGCGAGCGAGGGGCUGGCCGAGAGCUGCGGGUAGGGUGUGCGGUGCGCUCCGGUUUUAGUUAGUGGACAGGACUGACGCUUUCAUGGUGGAUUGAAGGAACUGUGGCUGCUCCUUAGGCCAGCGUAACAUCGUGCGAGUGGGGGGAAAGAAAGCAAACCCGCCCGAGGUAAAAGAAGCCUCUUAUUUCCUGAUAGGGCACGAAAAGCAGCGACCGAAGCUGCAGCUGGGACCGCAUGGCUGUCCACAGCCCUGCCCUGCUGUUAGCUCUCCUUUGCUUCCUAAACUUUUGGGGGUUUUGGUGCUUGUUUUUUUCCUCCAAUUGUCUACAAAGGCUACAAGAAAGACAUCAAGCUGCUGGAGCAUGUCCAGAGAAGAGGAGCGAAGCUGGUGAAAGGUCUGGAGGACAGGUUUGAGGGGCUGAAACAUGGCAGCCAAAUGGAUUGGUGGACAUUCGUCUCCUGUAUUGUGCUUGAAUGUCAACACGGAAGGGCUGGUGGCUUCAGGCGCAGAGCGAGGCGAGCUGGCGCUCUGGGAUGGGGGAGGCACACCAGCAGGACAGCUCCAGCUCCCAAAGGCAGACGACGUCACCUCUGUGGUGUUCUCUCCGCAAUGUCCCACCAGACUGUACACCUCCCAUGGAGAAACUAUCAGUUUGUUGGAUGUCAGAUCCCUCAAGGAGCCUGUUGAGCAGUUCCACGUGAGCGAGGAGGAGAUCAACUGCCUCGCAGUGAAUGAGACUGACAGCUUCUUGGCUGCAGCAGAUGACUCGGGGGCAAUAAAGAUUGUGGACUUGGAAAAGAAGAAAGCCAUUCGGUCCUUGAGACACUCAAACAUCUGCUCCUCUGUUGUCUUUCGACCUCAGAGGCCACAAAGCCUUGUCUCCUGUGGACUGGACAUGCAGGUUAUGCUGUGGAACCUGCAGAAAGCUCGCCCUUUGUGGACCACAAACCUGCAGGAGUGUGAAACAGCUGGUCCCCAGUCAGCUGGCCAGUUCUUUAACCCACCCCUUGCACAUUCCCUGUCUGUUGCAUCAUGCGGCAACAUCUUUGGCUGCGGAGCUCAGGAUGGUAAAGUCAGGAUAUUCAGAGUCACUGGUUCCAGGUUUGAACAAGAGAUGGAGUUUCAAGGUCACAGCCUGGGAGUAUCACAAGUCCUCUUUAUGCCAGAAGCCUACUGGCUGUUGACUGGAGGAAAUGAUGGGAAAGUCUUGCUCUGGGAUGUCAGCAGUGAUGUUGGAAAGCCGCAGAAAAGCCCAGCAAAGUCUCUGCAGAGAAGGAAGGCCCAGGCACCUGCUUCCACCAGGAAAAAUGACAAGCUCACCAAAGUGGCUUCAGAUGCACGUGAUAAAAUGUUACCAAAGCUAACCAUUGAGCACGGAGAGAAGGUGAACUGGAUCUUGUGCACAGAGAUCAAAGGCUCAAAGAGAGUAUUAGUUGCUGAUCAGAGUAGUUCCAUAUCUCAGUAUCUGUUGCCAGGACCUUAGGUAUUGACGUGUACAAAGAAACUUGUGGGAGGAAACCACUCCUCCAAGUGUUUGAAAUGAGUCCAGUGAACUGCUCAGUGAAACCUGAUGGAUCCUCCAGAAGGGAUUUACUGUGUCCUCACAUGAGUACUCAGGAUGUAACUGGCCUCAUAUUAUGUUUUUCACUGGCUGUUGGUAUUCACUGCAGCUGUUUCUUGUAGGGUUGGAAGUUUGUUUCUAGAAUUUAAGUGGAACAGGUUCCUGUAUGGUUAGGAGUAAUAUUAGCUCAUGACUAAGAUGGUAUCAUUAAGGCUGGAAGAAAAAAAUCAGGUUAAUGGGGACACCUACAAUGCUCAAUGAGGUUGCUGAGCAGUAACAGAGAUGUGAUUUGAUCUACAGUGCUUUCCCUCACAGCUUAAUCUGGCUGCAGAGGAAAUAUAUUUUUCAUUAAUUUGCCAGCAGCUGCAUAUAAGACUAGAGCAGCAUCAGCUAAUAAGUAACCAAAUUAGUUUAGCUCUCCUUGCUAAUUGGCUUUUUCACACUGCAGUCAACAAAGGAGCAGGAGAAAAUGUUAACAUCAGUUUAAUGGGUCAGCUGUCUUUUUCAUUUUGUUGUUUAUCCCAGGGAAGAAUAACUAUUGCACUUGUCUUAAUAAAUGCUCUCUCUC
Molecule: messenger RNA, 2215 nt
Organism: Pogoniulus pusillus (Red-fronted tinkerbird)
Lineage: Eukaryota; Metazoa; Chordata; Aves; Piciformes; Lybiidae
Gene: WDR53
Product: WD repeat domain 53
Exons: 3
Coding region: 511-1569 (352 amino acids)
Molecular function (GO): protein binding
Source: RefSeq, a predicted model, not a curated record